UAAUGAAUUUUAAAGAAUAUAAAUGUCCAAAUAUCAUUGUUGACAAGAAAAGCAAAGAAUAGUCUACUCUUGAGCCUGUUCUAUUGCAAAACUAUAUACAUGACCCCAAUCCAAAACUCUACGUGCAUGCGUCUCAAGUUUGGAAUAAUUAAGAAUGUUCAAGCAAGUAAAGCAACCCAAUCAGGAGGAAAACAUGGAAACCACAUCAUGCAAUUAUACAAGCAAAUUAUAUAUAGCUUCCACAUGCAGAUUGCAUUCAAAUUGUGCAAAUUAUAACAGCGUCUAUCACAUUUCUUCAAUACCAAUUUCUUACAAUCUUAAGUUUCUUAUUAGUUGUGAUUUUGUUCGUCCUUAAUGGCCAAUGCUGGAGGUACCCCAAGGCUUAGAGUAACAAGAGCUGGAGCACGCACUGCACUUUUUGAAGAGAUUGUACCUAAUUCUGGAUGGUCAGAGGACUCUACCAGCCAUUAUCUUCUGGUGGAUCUUCCUGAAUUCAAGAAGGAAGAUGUGAAGCUUCAGGUUGAUAGCAGUGGACGUAUUGUUGUUAAGGGAGAAAGGCAAGCAAGUGAGCAGAAACGUGUUCGUUUUCAUCUGAGUUUUCCUGCACCAUCGGAUUCUGAGGUCGAUAAGAUAGCUGGAAAAUUCGACGGAGGAAUACUUUACGUGACUCUCCCCAAACAAAUUGUGCAAGCGAACAAAGAGAGUGAUAAUGAGGUAGCGGAAAAUGGCAGUGUUGAAAGAGCAGAAGAAAAUGAUAGCCAUAUAACCAAUGCAAAUGAUGAGGGGAGAGAUUUUAAUCAACACGUUGGCCAUGCUCAUGAAGGGAGAGAUUUUAAUCAACACGUCGGCCAUACUCAUGAUGAGGGGAGAGAUUUUAAUCAACACGUCGGCCAUACUCAUGAUGAGGCGAGAGAUUUUAAUCAACACGUCGCUCAUGAUGAGGGGAAAGAUUUUAAUCAACACGUCCGCUAUGCUCAUGAAGAACACAAAGAAGAAAGAAAUGAAAAUGUACACAUGGGGGAUUUUUCUGGAGAAGUGAUAAGGAAGUGGGAUCAAGAAACCAUGUUAAGAAGUGCAAUGGAUGUUUUAUGGAAAAACAAAGAAAUUGUGCUAACUGCUGUUAUAGGCUUCUCCUUUGGGAUGUAUGUAUCUAGUAAAUUCCAAUUUUCAGAAGCUCUAUAAGAAUUCCUCUGACCUGCAACCAGGAUUGCAUAUCCACCAAUAAGUGCCUUUCAUAUGUAUCUAUAGAACUAAGUAUCAUGCAGAUAUUCAAACAUUAAACAUAAAUCUAAUGUAUCCUUCUUUGUUUCCAAUCUUAA
Molecule: messenger RNA, 1319 nt
Organism: Lathyrus oleraceus (garden pea)
Lineage: Eukaryota; Viridiplantae; Streptophyta; Magnoliopsida; Fabales; Fabaceae
Exons: 2
Coding region: 355-1182 (275 amino acids)
Biological process (GO): cellular response to heat
Source: RefSeq, a predicted model, not a curated record